AUGCCACCCAAGAGAACCCAUGCCGAGAUGUCGGCUACAGGAAAUGAACCGCCUUCGCUUGAUACUUGUCCGCAAGGAAAGCAUCUGGUCGCUUUUGCACAACGAACGGAUAUACUCAUCAAGAUAUGUGUACACCCUACGAACGCCAGCCCCGGUUCCGUUUACGUGCCACGUGAGCUGCUACGUUCUGUCUAUCGCCCCGACCAUAGCGAAGAAUACCGUCGGUCCAAGUCUGGAGAAUUGGAAUUAUUGGUCCCCGGACUGUACUGUUCCGAGGUACUUGGUCUAUUCGUACAGUGGCUCUACGUUGGAAAGUACACCGAGCUGGGUGGUCUAGUCAUUGCAUUUAAUGAAUCCCCGAUUCCGAACCUGACCAUGUACAACACCGACAGGAAAGACACAAUGGAGUGGGCAGUCAAGGCUGCGAUACUGGCUUGGCUCUUGGGCGACAUGCUACAAAUACCCGGGUUUCAGAACUAUGCUAUGGAACGCCUCCUUGCCGCUCUUGCACGCAAGUCAAAGCAGCCACAACUCACAUUAGCCUUGUGUUUGUUUAUCCCGCGCGUAGAAGAAGAUGGAUUCUGCCCCGAGUUCUUUUACUGGGUUCAGGGCCUGUCUCAUCCUGAGUACAUGUUCGAGUUUGAAGAUAUGUUAUGGGAUUACUACUAUACCAAUGACAAGGAGGAGAAGGGGAAAGGUGAUGAGAAAGGUGAUGAGAAAGGUGAUGAGAAUGGUGAUGAGAAAGGUGAUGAGAAUGGUGAUGAGAAUGGUGGUGGUGAUGAGGAAGAGGAAGGUAUCGAGGAAGAUUAA
Messenger RNA from Alternaria novae-zelandiae, 810 nucleotides. RefSeq lists its product as uncharacterized. Bases 1 to 810 code for a protein of 269 amino acids. The record is from RefSeq and is a predicted model, not a curated record. Lineage: Eukaryota; Fungi; Ascomycota; Dothideomycetes; Pleosporales; Pleosporaceae. The transcript is spliced from 3 exons.